Diceros bicornis minor is the source of this 1259-nucleotide messenger RNA. Its product is annotated as glutathione S-transferase A3-like. The transcript is spliced from 7 exons. Gene Ontology annotation, molecular function: glutathione transferase activity. Gene Ontology annotation, biological process: xenobiotic metabolic process; glutathione metabolic process. The record is from RefSeq and is a predicted model, not a curated record. Lineage: Eukaryota; Metazoa; Chordata; Mammalia; Perissodactyla; Rhinocerotidae. Gene Ontology annotation, cellular component: extracellular exosome; cytosol. Bases 248 to 1003 code for a protein of 251 amino acids.
CCGCCCCACAGAGGUGGACCCACUCCCCAGGCUGAAGAGAAUCCAGGCAGUUCACUUAGCAGGCCCACAAGUUGCCCAAGGGCUUGUUGUUGGGUGGGGCCAGUUGGGGUAGGCUGCCUUCCCUGGCUGAGCUGGAUUACAUCGCUUUUGUAGUCGGUGGGGCAGACCCUGGGCUAGCAGGCCAGGGGAAGAACUCCACUGAUGUCUGCCAGUGUCUGUGUCAGCAUGCCCAAACCAGAUCAAAACAAUGGCGGCUGCCAAUGUCCCAGUCCCCGGAGGGGUCUCACCUCUCGCCGAGAUGCACUCAGAGCCUAUCAGAAACCCUGAGCCAGGAGUCAUGGCAGCCAAACCCAAGCUCUACUACUUUCGUGGCAGGGGCAGAAUGGAGCCAAUCCGCUGGCUGCUGGCUGCAGCUGGAGUGGAGUUUGAAGAGAAAUUUAUAGACACUCCAGAAGACUUGGAAAAGUUACAAAAUGACGGGAGUCUGAUGUUCCAGCAAGUGCCGAUGGUGGAAAUUGAUGGGAUGAAGCUGGCGCGGAGCAGAGCCAUUCUCAGCUCCAUUGCCGCCAAAUACAACCUCUACGGGAAAGACAUAAAGGAGAGAGCCCUGAUUGAUAUGUACAUAGAAGGUAUAGCCGAUUUGAUGGAAAUGAUCCUGGUUUUGCGCAAAAGCCCACCUGAUGAAAAAGAUGCUAAGAUCACCCUGAUCAAAGACUGGACAAUAUAUGGUUAUUUCUUUGUGUUUGAAAAAGUGUUGCAGAGCCACGGACAAGACUACCUGGUUGGCAACAUGCUGAGCAGGGCUGACACUCAGCUGGUUGAACUUCUCUACUCUGUCGAAGAGCUUGACCCCGGCAUUCUGGCCAACUUCCCUCUGCUGAAGGCCCGGAAAACCAGAAUCAGCAACCUCCCCACCAUGAAACAGUUUCUGCAGCCUUGCAGCCAGAGGAAGCCUCCAGUGAAUGAGAAAAGUUCAGAACAAGCAAGGAAGAUUUUCCAGUAAUAAUCAAGCCAGCAUGGCUGCCCAGCCUAUGCAGGACUGAUCUUCUGAAGUUUUCCAAGUAUGAAGUGCUUGAUAAAUGUAGAUCCUGGUUAUUGUGAGAGUAAUAAACUCUUCCAAGGUUUUACUCGUAAUUCAAUAAUACAACUCCUAUCAGUAGAUUUCAUUGCAAUUUAUUCUUUUUCAUGAGGAUCAAAUUUGAAAUCAGAUUUCAUUCUCCUUCUGCCCUGUGCCUUUCUUGGAAUAAAAAAUUAAAUAA